Molecule: messenger RNA, 6277 nt
Organism: Mugil cephalus (flathead mullet)
Lineage: Eukaryota; Metazoa; Chordata; Actinopteri; Mugiliformes; Mugilidae
Product: transmembrane protein 47-like
Exons: 3
Coding region: 241-783 (180 amino acids)
Biological process (GO): cell-cell adhesion
Cellular component (GO): cell-cell junction; membrane
Source: RefSeq, a predicted model, not a curated record
GUCAGCCUGUAAACGGCGGAGAUCUCCUGUGCGCGUCGGCAGCGGUGCCCAGAGGCGCAGCUCCCGUCCGGUCCAGCAGCGCGCGUCGCACGGGUCUGCGGCUGCACCACCACCACCAACAACGACACCACUCAGUUCAGACUCCCCGACUUUCGCAUGCAUCCGCGAGGAAAGGAAUAACGCAAUCCCACACAACACGCACCCACUUCUCCAGCUCACCCCCCUCCUUUCCCACCAGCCAUGUCCUCCGCUGUCACCGAGACGGAGGAGUCGGCGCGCGGCUCCCCGCUGACGCCGCUUAAGCUGGUCGGUCUGGUGUGCGUGUUCCUGGCGCUCUGCUUGGACAUAGGAGCCGUGAUGAGCCCGGCGUGGGUGACUGCCGACGACCAGUACUACCUGUCCCUGUGGGAGUCCUGCUGGAAGAGCACCGAGAACUGGCAGUGUAGCAGCACGCUGGGCUCAGACUGGCAGGUUGCUGCGCUGGCCCUGUUGCUAGGGGGCGGGGCUCUGGUGUUGAUGUCAUUCCUGGUCGCCCUGGUCGCCGUGUGCAUCGGCACGAGGCGGCGGUUCUACGGCCCGGUCGCCUUCAUGCUCUUUGCUGCAGUUGUCCUCCAGGCCUGCAGCUUGGUCCUCUUCCCCGUCAAGUUCAUCGAGACCAUCAGCUUGAGGAUCUACCACGAGUUCAACUGGGGCUACGGCCUGGCCUGGGGCGGUACCAUCUUUUCCUUCGGCGGGGGAAUCCUCUACUGCCUCAACCCCAAGAACUACGAGGAGUACUACUAGCUCCGCUCGAGCCCUACGUUCACAUGGUGAAAUUGGAGACUGGGUGGAAGUGAGGAAUGUGUUCGUUAAUGGCUCAAUCACCAAGAAUUGUAAGAAAUACUGUACACUGGAUUGGAGCCGAUAACCGUAUCGCCGCAAUCUUUGAACCUAGGGACUGUAACUGGUGGUCAGGUGACGACUGUUCUUGCCUCAGUCAACAGACGUGUGAGUGCUGAGGCUAUUUGAACUGACAGCCCUAAUCACCACAGCCAUCCUGAAUAAGGGUUGGGGGGUUCUGGGUAUAGGUAUUACUGGGUGAUUCUCAGCACUUGCGAUGCAGUCCAAUGGGACCUGACAACCCUGCAGUAACAAAGGAAUAACAAAGGUUAACCGUGAUGACACCACCUGAUUCUAAACUGAAGAGCUACUGUUAUUAUGUUGCAACAACCCCACGUAUGGACUCGGUUACUUAGAAAAAAGGAUGUCAGUCUAGAAGGCCAUUACUGCACGGUUGCACACGCAUGCACAUGCAAAGUGUAUCUUCACAUGCAAACAUCAAAUCCUCGGCCUGGAUGAUAUGUUCUUCCCAGUGCCCGACUCCAUUAUCAUUGUGCCAUUUUUCUGAGCUCUUUCACAUGGGUAUCGGAGAGGAUCUGCCACGACAGUUAGGGAUUAUAACUUUCCAUAAGACAGAUAGAUUCCACUUGGGGGAAAGUUAUGGAUGGAGUGGGGGGGUUAAACUAGAGACACCCACUCAAUAUUCUGUUAUCGACCCACUUGUCUGUUACCGAGGCAACCCGCAGGGUGUGCACAUGCUGCUGUCAUGAUUGAUUAGCCACAGUCAGAGGUGUAAGACAGGACAGCGCUCAAUGCCUCCAAGGGUCUGCUAGAUUUCGAUUGCUCAUCGAGCUGAGUUUCUGCACUCCAUGACUUUGUGAGCAUUCUUUAUCGCCUACUCUAGCUCCUCUUCAUCCUGUUUUGUGUAUGGGAGUGUCCAUUGUACACACAGUAGUUAUGUCUGUCAGUGGCUAUGUUUACAUGCACAGCAGCAGUGUAAGAGAGUUAGGAUCUGUGUUCUGAAUGUAGUUAUGUGAUUAUGUACAUCUGGGAGUCUAGAUUUUACUUAACCAUGCCUUUUUUAUAAACCAGGGGUGUCAAACUCAAUUAAGUUCAGGGGCCACAUACAGCCCAGUUUGAUCUCAAGGGGGCCAGAUCAUUACAACUCAAUAGCGCAUUAACCUAUAAAUAACAGCAACUCCAAAUGUUUCCCUUUGUUUUAAUGCAAAGAAGUACAAGUAUGUUCAGACAAAGAAAUACAAUUUAUUUUUAGUUCUAGGUCUCAAUAUUGUGUUAUGCUCACAACUCUUACAAAAACAGCGCAAACCCUUGCAAUAGCACUUACUUUCUGUGGGAAAAUUGCAGUUAAUUCUUGCCAUGGGCCAGAUUAGACACGCUGACGGGCUGCUCUUGGCCUCCAGGCUGUAUGUUUGACACCUGUGUUAUAAACCUCUGAAUUGGCCUCAGAACAACUCUUCUACCCUAACCAACUACAAUGGAUUACUUUUUGUUGCUCAACCUGCACGGCCUUUUGUCUUAAGAUAAAAACAAAGACUGGGGACCAAGUAGUAAGCCUUGAGGCACUCCACAGUGUCUGAAAUAACUACACAGGAAUGCCAGCCUUUAGGAUCGAAAUAAUAAAGAAAGGUGCAGCAUCAAUACCCACAAAUCAAAUCCACAACAUUUUAGUUAAGAUUAACCUAAGAUUUUGGGCAUGUCUAAUGUGCCGGGAAUUGCUUUCCUACAAUGAAUCAAUAAGCGCAAGAGUCUUUCUUUGAUGUUUAUUGCAAUAAUGAUCAUGUACGCAUACAGGAUUUUGCCUCCCAGGAAAGGAGUUGCAUUCAGUCGUUAUGUAGAAAGGCAGGUGAUGCAGGACUUGUGUUCAGUUUUGUCUAGCAGUGAAGCAGACUCUUUUCCAAGGUCGCAUUUGUUCACUUAUCUCACAGUGUUUUGCCUUGAAAAUGACCCGUAACCUAUUUUCCUUCCAGGGGAGGAAGAGAGUUAAGUUAGUUAGAAAAUGAGAGCUGUAUGGUUGUAGCUUCAAAAGUAAAUCUAAAAAGUAUAAAAUUCAGUGAUAUAUUCUAGACUGGCCGAAAUAAUACAUAACACAUGGUAAUCAAAAACAGGAUUACUCUAUAGCUCACUGCUUAACUCCAUGAAUGUGUGAAUUGAUACAUUACUUUGUGCAUGUAAACACAGCCACAAAGGCAGAAUGUUCAUGAACUGCAUUUACUAAUGAGUUCAGGCCGCAUUUAAUGUAAGGGUGGUGUCUCUGUGUCUGCAGUAAAUGGCAGGGAUCAGUACUGCAUUCAUAGUUUCUAGCCUUUAGUGGAAAACAACUCCGACAUGCAUCUGUUGGCACAGGGAAAGCAAAUGCCAAUGCCACCCAGUAUCAAAUGUCACAAUUAAUGGAUACGAAAGACACAUACUAGGUCGAAAGGUACAGCUGUAUGCCACAUGAAAUCCUUACCACCUUAGAGAACAUGAUCAGAUUAUCUCUGCAUUUAUGUCCUGACAAAAUGAUUUCAAUUUAAACACUAUUUAUCUAGUUUCUGUUUCCUCGCCCUCUGGGCUUAGGUCCAGUCAGCAGUUGUUUGGGUGGUUGCCAUUCAAGUACAAUUUUUAAAAGGACAGAUCAUUGGAGAAACAGCUAAACUACUUGCUGAAUUGCUUUGCAACUGAUGGUUUCCCAUCUUCUCUCCACUCUGUGAGCUGCAAGUGUAUAGGGGGUCUAACAAACAAAAAAAAUAAUCUUGGGUUGGCAUUUUUCAGAUUUUCUUCUUCUUUUCAUUGUCAUAUUUUAACCAUAGAGCUGUCAAAGCAUCCAUUCCCCAAAAAUCAGAACCAGACAGGCUGGCUCCCUAGCCACCUUAAUGAAUGUAGAACGGCAAGGCAACUAUGUGAUUCAUGCAGCAGUUGAUUAAUUAAAUAUAACAUGGAACAGCGAUCCUUACAAUGGACAAAAAGACAAAAUCAUUUCCUGGUUUUAUUUUUGAUGAGGAGAAAUUGUGUUACAAAAAAAUCUUCAAUUCCUUUGACUCUGAUUUAACUCAGUCCACACAACACCUUAUUUCUGGCUUAUUCAGUCUGCACAGACAAGUUAACCAUUUCUUAUCUUUGUGUUUGGAACUGGUCGAUCACAUUUACCGUACAUUAGAGCGGUAUUGAUCUAAAUAUCUAACUCUGGGGAUAUAAGCAAUGUCUGGGCUGCAAUCCAAACUCCAUGACAUAAAUCCACUGUUGUACAUUCUAGUAUUAGAUAUGAAACUGAUGGACGUUACAGGUAGGGUUAAAAAAUCUUUAAAGCUUCUUUUUGGCCAUUGUGUCCUCAUUUUCCCUUCCAUUUAUUUUGAGUGAAAACAGAAACAUUAUUUCAUUAGUCAGACCGGCUACAUCGGUCAGAGGGUGCUUUACAAGGUGCGACCUUGCUCUUGUGUAUUUUAUCAGUUUGAAAGAUGUUACAGCUUCCCUAUGUUCAGCGGCGAGGGCUCCAGUUAAUCAGUGUUUAGCGGCGCGGGUCACGCGCUUUCCUGUCAGGUCAUGGAUGAAGCGCUCCAUGUCAGCUGACUCAGUGAGUUGUUUCUCUGUGCAGCCGGAGUGAAACACAAGACGUGACACAGUGGAGAGAAGCUGUAACACAGAUCAGCAUCGCCAGUAUUAUAUUUGGUAUGCCCGCUACUGUGUUUAAUACUGUAUGAUCACUGCUUAGUGAGGGUGUUUUUGCUACCUAGAAAUGUCUCUGUGCUUUGGUGGUGUAGAGGAGCCUUAGGCACUAACACUGUAACAGACCUGGGUUACAGCAUACUGUACAGCAAUUGUAUGAACUAUAUAUUACUGGCCAAACUAAAAUAACUAUUUUAAAAGUCAAAAGCAGAUAUAUUACUUUGGGCAUUCUCUGGAAUACCUUAAACGGACUGAUUUUGUUUUAUGUACCGGUAUAAAUUUAAGUACCUGAAACUUCCUGGUAUCCUCCCAUAGUCUGUAAUGGACCAAUCCCUGUACAUGUGGGGGGCAAAACAGACAGAACACCUGUCAUACUUUCGGCAACAUCUGCCGCCAACUCCAUUCUGUCCUAAUCUGAACUUGCCUACCAGAAUUUGUAGGCAAGGGACAUGAUUUUUGUUACCAGAAGUGACUGGUUUCAAUUUGUAGGCCAAGUAGUUGGGCACGAUGCGGGUAAACACUCCAUACAGAGAAGAAAAUAGGCAGAACGUCCUAUCAUUCCCUCAGCAAGCAAGCUAACACGUUGCAUUCGUCUAGCAAAUACCAGAGAUCAGAACGAUGUAGUGGUUUUAAACUGCGGCCCAGUUGCUAACAUCCCAAUAGGAAUUUUCCUCCGAGAAUUUUCAGACAAGGGGCAAUACUUUUGUACCGGAACCUUUCUGGUUUCCAUUUAUUGUCCUAGAAGUACUUACCAACCAUAUUUGAUUGGAUUUCCUUGUGUAGUCAGGUAAAUAGACAAUGUGCAAAGUAAAAGGGACGUGGACAUCAACUGUCAACUCUAUUCUCUCAUCCAAAUCAUAUUUUACCCACCAGACCUUGUAGGCAAGGGACAACGUUUGGGUACCGGAAGUCGCAGUAGUAUUGACACAUCACAUGAAGAGCAAAAGAGGUGAAACAUGACGUUAGAGCCUUUUGGAAAGUUCUCAAAUGUGCCUUGUUUGUCCAGUGAUGUUAUUGUAAACCUCUACUAUUAACUCCAAGUCCAUUCAUGCCAGAAACACACUUUCUGUCAUUUGGAUAUCUGUUGGCCACGCCGGCAGCCUGUGAACCAUUGGCAAAGCCAUCAGACGGGUUAGCAGACGAAACAUGGUGCAGCUGCUAAGAUUAAUCCAUUUCAAAUUUUGAACUUUCGACCAGAUGCAGUUCAAAUUGCUGCAUGUGUCUUAAUUAGAUGCUGAAAUCAACGUUGAGGCAGUCGUAAUUAUAAUAUUCUGAGUGAUAGUGUAAAUAUGUUUGCGCCAGUUUCAGAAAUGACCUACAUGCUUUGAAUUUUUAAUAAGAGUGAAUUAAUCAGUACAUAUCUGAAUAAAUGCUUAUUUGCGUCGGGUUUCUCAGUAUAGCUCGGUGAUCUGCUACAAAAUACUCAUGCUAUUUAAGGUUCUUGAGCUUCUGACUUGCUUCGGUUCCUUGUAUGUUCUAACCCAGGUCUGACUCCUAGCUAUUAGCAUUUGUUUGGUUAUUAACUUGCUGAUGAAAAGUAGAGGUUCGUAAACAGAGGCCGCUCUCUUUUAUGCAUCGUCUCCCAGUAGAGUGGAGAAAAACACUGUCUAAUGAUGUGCAUAGGGACUUAGGAUGUGCGUAUGUGCGUGAAUGACAGCAUAAUAAUGUACGUGAAAGAGAGAGCUUCGGCGCGUGUGCAUGUUUGUUGGCAUGUUUUAGAUGCCAUUGUAGAGAUGUCAGUAAUAAGCAUUUAUCUCUUUGUACGUUGGCACAUUAAAGCACUGAACGAAACAUC